Messenger RNA from Hydractinia symbiolongicarpus, 2625 nucleotides. RefSeq names its product pre-mRNA-splicing factor CWC22 homolog. The record is from RefSeq and is a predicted model, not a curated record. NCBI's taxonomy places the organism in Eukaryota, Metazoa, Cnidaria, Hydrozoa, Anthoathecata, Hydractiniidae. The transcript has 3 exons. The coding region runs from base 133 to 1947 and encodes 604 amino acids.
UCGAAAACAUAUUUGCGAUGUUGGAUAAAACUUCAUACGAACAUUACUCUUAAGGAGCCAGUUUCGUUGUUUCUGUAGGAAAUUGUGUAAACUUUCGUUUGAAGUUAUAAUCCUGAAGGCCUGGUACGAACAAUGUCAGCCUCAGAAACUCAUCUUCACUAUCGAAGAUCGUCGUCAAAAAAUGAGGACGCGAGCCGAGUAGAAGCCGUACGUCGUAGUUCAAACGGAAGUAAUGAAUCUAACGGUAAAAAACAAGCGUCGUUGAAUGAAAUUCAAGAUUUAUACAGCGCUUUGCAAGAUUUGGUAACAGCAAAUGUGACGGCCACGCCUUUACCAACACGUAAUCAAAAUGUUCGAACCUCAACAUCAGAUGAUGGGAAAGGAAGUCCGCAAUUGGAGUCACGUGAUAAUCCAACCCCCAUAAGCAGCACGAACGGUCGUAAGAUGUCUGAUAAAGACAGCCCAGAUAAAUCAAAAAACUUCAAACGAGGCUUAUCAGCUGAUAACGUCGUAUCAAGUUUACUUAAAAAAUCUCCAUUUCCUAGCAGAAAGUUAUCGCACGAUGUUAUUCCUUUAUGUAACGAGAGCACGAAACAUACACAAAAACAUACAAGGUCUUCUUCAGCCACACUUGAGAAAGUAAAAAAGGAUGCAAAGAUAUUUCGACGGGGGUCCAACGCAGACAGCAAGUCACAUAAAAGAUGGAAGCCGAAGUUGUUUUUAAGAAAACGAUCGAAAAGUACGGUAGGUUUAAAUGACGAGGAGGAAAAACUCUCAUCCGAAGAUGGAGCAGAAACUCCCCCGUCAUUGCUAAGAGCAAGAAGGUCUUCAGAAGCUGAUGUUAACAGGAUUAACAACGCCAAGUCUUCGGCGAGAAAAAAACAUUCAAAGCAGUUAUCUUGCCCCCCUGUUCGUAAACAACGUGGUCUAAGCAAAUCAGUGAGUUCGUUGUGCACAGAGAAUGUGAAAGACAUUGAUCAAUUAGUCGCGGCAUUAAAUCUUGAAUGCGGCAACGACAAAUUUUUAGUGUCAAAAAAUGCAAGAACAUCGUAUAAAUCUCCUGAGGGCGAACUAAGCAAACUAGAAAGUUGGUUUGAGAAGGCUGCCGCUGAAGCUGUGAUGUACCAAUCAAGAGCAGAGUUAGAUGAUGACUAUGAUAGAGAUCAAACACGAAAAACAGGGCGAGCAUCGAAUGACGUAGGAAACGAAAAAACUCGGCGAAUAAGUGCAAGUAAAUUAACUAUAAAACGCGGGAAUUCAGCAGGUCGAAUGAGACCAGAUAAAAAACGAUUCACUAGGUCUCCACGAAACGAUAAAAGUACAGAACGCAAUCGAAUUAAUUCAUUGGGUCAUGCUAGAAGUACACCAAAUUUGAGAGAUUACACGCUUGAUUCCCCCGUUUCUAGCGGCUCUGAGAGUACAGAGUGUUGUGAUGAAACUGAAGAUAAAUCUUCCCCAGGGCGCGGUAAGCUUUCGAAAAACAUCUCAUUCGACGAAAAUGUUCGCCUACCAAGGGCUCCGAUGUUUUAUAUGCCAGAAAAUGAAGACGCAGUAAGUGAUAGAAACAAACUUUUAAUUAACAAGUCAUUGUCAGAAGAGCAACAGAACCAGCUUUUUGAAGAAUUCUUUUAUAAUGGAGAAGAUAAAGAAAAUUGUCUAAAAAGUCAACAAGAAGCACAAAAUCUGUCAGACUCAGUUGUUCACAUCAAACAAUACCAAAAUGGUAUCAAUAAAGCGAGUCCAAAAUCUGUUUUAACGCCUGGUUGUUACAUCGAGUUGAAAAUAGAUGCGUCUGCAUUAAAAACAGAUGAUAAUGCAAAUUUCUGCCAAAAUGGCGGAAAGGAAAUGAUAUGCGACAUGAACAACACGAUAGGCGAUAAAAACUCAAUGUGGAGUCGAUAUCAUAACCCUAACGAGAACAAAAAAGUCAAAGCCAUCAUGACGUGAUCAUAAUGGAGAAAAAGAUGUAAAACAGUCAGUAACUUCGAGCGUGACAAAUAUUAAUUAAUUUUUUUUUUUACUUAAAAUCCACCUUCUCGAAUAGUAAUAAUAAUAAUUUAAGGAUGUACUGAUUUUCUAGAUCAAUCAUGUCAAAUUUGCUAACGGGGUGAUUUAAAAAUUAAAAAGUAUUUCAAAUUAUUUGGAUGAUCGAGUCUAACCUAGUGAGAUGGGGCAGAAUUGCGUUGGCAGCUUACAAAUGAGAGGAGCUUAAAUAGAGGAAGAUAUACAACCAAAAUGUAAAGAAAUCGCCAAUGGUUUUUAAUGUUUUUAUUUUAACGAUUCUACAUAAAGCACUUCCCUUUCGUUCACCCCGUUGUUUUACUAUGAGAGAGGACGACGGCUCCGCUCAUAGCAAAAAACCUGUUAACGAGGGUUUAAAGCAUUUAUUAGGCUGCGUAGAUUUGAUAUUCCAACUUCGCAACCCCUUAAUGUUAGCAUACACUUUCAACCUUAUUCUUUACUUUCCUUUUUGUCUUAUUAAAGCUGUCUAAUAUUAAAAUGUAUUUCGUAAAUAUUUUUAUAAGUGUAGAUAUUGUUUAUAAAUAGUUAUAUUGAAAUCACCAAGAUAUUAUAUUUAAUUUAAUAAUAAAAAUGUUAUGAAAAAAGGUUUUUUUUGUACUAAUC